Molecule: messenger RNA, 389 nt
Organism: Strongylus vulgaris
Lineage: Eukaryota; Metazoa; Nematoda; Chromadorea; Rhabditida; Strongylidae
Source: the annotation of a GenBank genome assembly
AUGGCAUACGUAAUUAAGUUUAUAGAAACAACUGAAAAGCGAAUCUUUUGGGGUUCACCAAUCAAAGCUAUGUAUGUUCCCUUUGAUGUUUGGCCACUAAAAGUCUAUCCCGACUACUGUGAUGGUCCAGUAUAUAUUAUAGGGCGAAAAGCAGUGCAAAAACUUCUUAGAGUGACACCCAAGCAUCGUUCAUUCUAUUUUGAGGAUGUAUUCUUCACUGGCAUUGUUGCUGAGUCAGCUGGAAUAAAGAAAUUGAAUUGGUCCGACAAUAUGAUACUUACCGACCAGGUUUGUAAGGCUUCAACAAAAUAUAUUAUCCAUUUUCAUUCAAAGAUGAGUCAAAACAAACACGUUAAUGUGAAGAUCCGAAUGGUUUUGAUGUCCUGAGG